UUACUAAAUCUUGCUUUACAAAUUGCUCUAAGAUAUCUCUUUUCUUUUGGAAGACAACAAGUGGCUGUGUGCAAGCAUGAGGCUGAGCCUGAACAGGAAAUUGAUUUUGAUAAUGAAGACCAGCUAACGCAGAACAAACUAGGAGAAGAGGCCAGAAAUAUUCUUAUACGAUUUGGUAUUAUUGAAAUCUAUUUGAAAAUUUGGAAUGCAGGUGUAGAAAAAACAGAUGUUUUUUUCUUUACGAUUUAUAUCAACCGGAAGCCGCGUACCUGUAAUUAUGACUGA
Messenger RNA from Enterobius vermicularis (human pinworm), 285 nucleotides. Lineage: Eukaryota; Metazoa; Nematoda; Chromadorea; Rhabditida; Oxyuridae. The record is from the annotation of a GenBank genome assembly.